Molecule: messenger RNA, 678 nt
Organism: Strongylus vulgaris
Lineage: Eukaryota; Metazoa; Nematoda; Chromadorea; Rhabditida; Strongylidae
Source: the annotation of a GenBank genome assembly
AUGGUGGAUCAAAUGGAAAAUCGGGUUUAUGUGCAAAUGGAGAAGGACGCACAAACAUCAUUAGAUCGGCAGUUUUUGUUCGUAUGCCAGCUGGCCGAUGCUAAGGAUGAAAAGGAGAAGGGUGAUCUAGCUGCUAUUCGUCGUCAUCCCAUCAAUCCUACCACAGAAUUGGGCUAUGGGCUUCCUCCGGAAACAGAGAGACAACUGCCAUUUUUGAUGCACAAUGGUUUAGAGCCAGUGAAGAGCAAUACCGUAUCCCGAGUGUCUGCUGUCUCAUUAGAUGGGCAUUUGGGAAAUUGGCCUAUCCCAGGAGCUCACCCAUACACACCAAAUGUUCAACCAGUGGCAAGUUGGCCUAAACUACCUCUUCCGGACCCAAUUAUCCCGGCAAAUCAUCCGGCCCGUAAUGGCGCGACCAUCGCCAUGUCAGAAGGUGGAGGAGGUCGGAUUCCCGACGAGUAUCCUACUGUUCCAAAACUUGUGCCUUCCACAACUCCUCGAAAUCCCUUCCUCCCAGCACCUCCGCCUCCCACUCCAGCCAGCCCAAUCAUCCCCGCUCGCGACGUGCCCCGCCCUGCUUCCGAAUUCUUCGACAAACAAGCUAUGGUCACUCAGCGGCCCAUUGAGCCAGUGAAGAACCUCUUUACCUUAAAAACACCCGUAGAAAUAGAACGCCAC